Megalops cyprinoides (Indo-Pacific tarpon) is the source of this 4923-nucleotide messenger RNA. RefSeq names its product protein tyrosine phosphatase receptor type Ma (gene ptprma). Lineage: Eukaryota; Metazoa; Chordata; Actinopteri; Elopiformes; Megalopidae. The transcript is spliced from 35 exons. Gene Ontology annotation, molecular function: protein tyrosine phosphatase activity; protein binding. Gene Ontology annotation, biological process: protein dephosphorylation. The coding region runs from base 213 to 4727 and encodes 1504 amino acids. The record is from RefSeq and is a predicted model, not a curated record. Gene Ontology annotation, cellular component: membrane.
GCUUCAUGACGUCAGGCCCCUCCUGGCAGACUGUUAGGCAGUACGGGAGUGGAGCCGCUAGAAAGAUACACAAAUAAGUAGGGAAGACAGUGAGAAAACGUUUCAAGUAUCUGGCACGCAACUGUAAAAAUAGGAACAUUUACAAUUGUUACAGAGGAAUAGUUGUAACCGUCUUACCCCGGGAGCUGGGGGUAACGUUCGCGACACUCGAAAUGGAUAGAGUUCUAACUUGUUUCAUUGCUGCGGUCAGUUUGUUGGUUUCAGUUAGAGGACAAGUAUUUAAAGGUGACUGCAACUUCGAGAAGUCCUACCUGACGUGCGGGUAUAGCCAAGGCAAAGAUGAUGACCUUGAAUGGGAGCAAGCCAACACCAAAGAGAGGCCGUCCGUGGAUCCCUGGAUGCCCACAGGUUCAGCCUUCAUGAUGGUGAACACGUCUGGCAGGUCUCCAGGACAGAGAGCCCAGCUCCUCAUGCCCCAGCUGAAGGAGAAUGACACUCACUGUGUCGUUUUCCAGUACUUUGUGUCAGGCCAGGAAGGGGCUAACCCAGGGCAGCUGAAUGUCUAUGUCAAGGAGAACAACAGUCCACUGGGCAUUCCGGUUUGGAAUGCAUCUGGGCCAGCUUCUCAGACCUGGGGCCAAGUGGAGCUUGCCAUCAGCACCUUCUGGCCAAAUUUUUACCAGAUCGUGUUUGAAGUGGUGACCUCAGGACAGCGCGGCCUGCUGGCCAUCAAGGAUGUGAAACUCCAGGGCCACCAAUGCAUGAGUACCCCACAUUUUCUGCAUAUAAAGGACGUGGAAGUCAAUGCCAGGCAAACUGCUACUUUCCAAUGCACUGUCAAUGGACGACCCCAGGACAGCUACAAACUAUGGUUACAGGGCAUUGGUGGAAGGGAGGCCCCCAUGAAGACAACGAAACCCGUGAACGUCAGACGGUUCAUUGCAGCCUUUGACGUGGUGAACACCACCAAGGGCGACUCUGGACGCUACCGAUGUAUCGUUCAUUCAGACAGAGGAAUCGGGGUUUCCAAUUAUGCUGAUCUGACGGUGAAACAGCCCCCGGUCCCCAUUGCCCCCCCGCAGCUCACUGCAGUUGGAGCCACGUACCUGUGGAUCCAGCUCAAUGCCAACUCCAUCAACGGGGAUGGCCCCAUCAUCGAGAGGGAGGUGGAGUACCGCACCGUGUCUGGCAGCCUCAUCGACAACCAGCCCGUGGACAAGACCACCCACAAGAUCGGCCACCUGGACCCGGACACAGAGUAUGAGAUCAGCGUCCUGCUCACCAGGCCUCUGGACGGAGGCACGGGCGCCCCAGGCCCCCCGCUCCGAGCCAGGACCAAGUGUGCCGACCCCAUGCAUGGGCCCAGGAAGCUGGAGGUGGUGGACAUCAAGUCCAAGCAGAUCACCGUCCGAUGGGAGCCCUUUGGGUACAACGUGACCCGCUGCCACAGCUACAACCUCACCGUGCAGUACCGCUACCGGGCCGGUGCUAAGGAGGAGACCCGCGAGGAGGUCUGCUACGACACACUGAGCGCCGCCCCCCAGCAUACCAUCCGAAACCUGUCGCCCUACACCAACGUCAGCGUCAAGCUGGUCCUGCGUAACCCCGAGGGGGUCCAGGAGAGCCAGGAGCUUGAUGUGCUGACUGACGAAGACGUGCCAGGGGCAGUGCCUCUGGAGUCCCUUCAGGGAAGCACCUAUGAAGAAAAGAUCGCCCUCAAAUGGCGAGAACCAGUACAAACGUAUGGCAUCAUUACAUUGUAUGAGAUCUCCUACAAGGCUGUCAGCUCUUUUGACCCAGAGUUUGACCUCUCCAACCAGAGUGGGAAGGUUUUCAAGCACAGCAAUGAGACAUCACACAUGUUUGUGGGCCUCUACCCUGGGAGUACCUACUCUUUCACCAUCAGAGCAAGCACUGUCAAAGGAUACGGGCCUCCAGUCAUCACGCAAUUUACCACCAAGAUUUCAGCUCCCCACAUGCCUGGAUACGAUCAGGAGACCCCUCUGAAUCAGACGGACAGCACUGUGACAGUCCUGCUCAAGCCGGCACAGAGUCGAGGGGCACCUGUCAGUGUUUACCAGGUGGUGGUGGAGGAGGAGCGCCCACGCCGGGCAAGAAGGGCAGCAGAGAUCCUUCGUUGCUACCCCGUGCCCAUCCACUUCCAGAAUGCCACCCUGCUCAACUCCCAGUAUUACUUCACCGCCGAGUUCCCCGCCGCUGGCAUCCAGGCACCUCAGCCCUUCAGUAUCGGAGACAACAAGACCUACAGUGGCUACUGGAAUGCCCCACUUCUGCCCCACAAGAGCUACAGCAUCUAUUACCAGGCAGUCAGCACGGCCAACGGGGAGACCAAAAUUGAUUGUGUUCGAGUGGCCACCAAAGCCGCAAUAAUUGUGACUCAGCUCACAACACCCUACAUUCGCAUCGCCCCGGCGGCUGGCGACAACCAACUAACAGGGGCGGCCACGCGGAAGCCCGAUGCCGUGGAGCCGGAGAAGCAGACAGACCAUACAGUGAAGAUUGCCGGGGUCAUAGCUGGCAUCCUCCUCUUUGUCAUCAUCUUCCUUGGCGUGGUGCUGGUCAUGAAGAAAAGAAGAACCUAUCACUCCUACACUUACUACCUGAAACUGGCAAAGAAGCGCAAGGAGACUCUGAGCAGCACUCGGCAGGAGAUGACAGUGAUGGUGAACUCCAUGGACAAGAGCUACACUGAGCAGGGAACCAACUGCGAUGAGGCCAUAUCCUUCAUGGACACGCACAACCUCAACGGCAGAACUGUGUCCUCGCCAUCGUCGUUCACCAUGAAGACUAACACGCUCAGCACGUCCGUCCCCAACUCCUACUACCCAGAUCCCUUUGUGCCAACUGCUAUCCUAGUGCCAAUUAAUGAUGAGAACCACACCAUGACCAGUGACACCAGCAGCCUGGUGCAGUCCCACACCCACUCCUACAAGAAGAGGGAGGCAGUAGACGUGCCCUACCAGACCGGGCAGCUGCACCCCGCCAUCCGGGUGGCGGACCUGCUCCAGCAUAUCACCCAGAUGAAGUGCGCCGAGGGAUACGGCUUCAAAGAGGAGUACGAGAGUUUUUUUGAAGGACAGUCCGCGCCAUGGGAUUCUGCCAAGAAAGACGAGAACAGAAUGAAGAACCGAUACGGGAAUAUCAUUGCAUAUGAUCAUUCCCGCGUCAGGCUCCAGGCCCUGGAGGGAGAGCAGAACUCGGAUUACAUUAAUGCAAAUUACGUUGAUGGUUACCAUAGACCAAAUCACUACAUUGCUACACAAGGUCCCAUGCAGGAGACAGUCUACGACUUCUGGAGGAUGGUGUGGCAGGAAAACACCGCCACCAUCGUCAUGGUGACCAACCUGGUGGAAGUGGGAAGGGUGAAAUGCUGCAAGUACUGGCCCGACGACACCGAGAUCUACAGGGACAUGAAGGUGACACUCAUCGAGACGCAGCUUCUGUCUGAGUACGUCAUCAGGACCUUCGCCGUGGAGAAGCGAGGGGCCCACGAGAUCCGGGAGAUCCGGCAAUUCCAUUUCACGGGCUGGCCAGACCAUGGAGUGCCCUACCACGCAACUGGGCUGCUGGGGUUCGUCAGGAGGGUCAAGUCAAAGAGCCCAGCCAACGCGGGGCCCAUGGUGGUCCACUGCAGUGCUGGGGCAGGGAGGACCGGCUGCUUCAUCGUCAUCGACAUCAUGCUGGACAUGGCCGAGCGGGAGGGCGUGGUGGACAUCUACAACUGCGUGCGAGAGCUGCGCUCCCGGAGAGUCAACAUGGUGCAGACGGAGGAGCAAUAUGUCUUCAUUCAUGACGCCAUCCUGGAGGCAUGUCUCUGUGGAGACACCACCAUCCCCGCCUCCCAGCUACGCUCAGUCUACUACGACAUGAACCGCCUGGACCCCCAGACCAACUCCAGCCAGAUCAAGGAGGAGUUUAGGACCCUGAACAUGGUAACCCCAACGUUACGAGUGGAGGACUGCAGCAUCGCCCUGCUGCCGCGAAACCACGAGAAGAACCGCUGCAUGGACGUUCUGCCGCCUGACCGCUGCCUGCCCUUCCUCAUCACCAUCGACGGGGAGAGCAGCAACUACAUCAAUGCCGCACUCAUGGACAGCUACAAGCAACCAUCCGCGUUCAUAGUUACCCAGCAUCCAUUGCCAAACACAGUCAAAGAUUUCUGGAGGUUGGUGCUAGACUACCACUGCACUUCAAUAGUGAUGCUGAACGAUGUGGAUCCAGCCCAGCUGUGUCCCCAGUACUGGCCUGAAAACGGGGUUCACCGACAUGGGCCCAUCCAGGUGGAGUUCGUGUCAGCCGACUUGGAGGAGGACAUCAUCAGCAGAAUAUUCCGCAUUUACAACGCAGCACGGCCUCAGGAUGGCUACCGCAUGGUGCAGCAGUUCCAGUUCCUCGGCUGGCCCAUGUACCGGGACACGCCCGUCUCCAAGCGCUCCUUCCUCAAGCUCAUCCGCCAGGUCGAGAAGUGGCAGGAGGAGUACGACGGCGGAGAGGGCCGCACCGUGGUGCACUGUCUGAACGGAGGAGGCCGGAGUGGGACGUUCUGUGCGAUCAGCAUUGUCUGCGAGAUGCUCCGACACCAGCGUGCGGUGGACGUGUUCCACGCUGUCAAAACAUUGAGGAACAACAAGCCUAACAUGGUGGACCUACUGGAUCAAUACAAGUUCUGCUAUGAAGUCGCACUGGAAUACUUGAAUUCUGGUUAAUCUGCCACAAAGCUCCUCCUCCCCACCUUGGCCCCGCCUAUUUUGGACAGAGACUUAACAAUUGGACGUUAACUGGGAGCCCAGGGAAUGCCACUCUGGCGUGUUUGGGCGUGAUUAAUGAAGGAUGAAGGCUGGCAGGACCAGAUGCUUGCACUGCUUAUCUGACCUGUCUGUGGUGACCCCCCCCCCCCCCCCC